AUGCUUCGCCAUCGAGCCCCGCCCAAUAGCCACACAUUCCCCUCUGUUCUUAAAGCCACUGCUACGCUCUCUCAGUCAUAUAGAAUCGCACCCACGAGUUUCUCGUUAAAUGCUCAAUGUGUUAAAAGAGGCACACUAAAUGACCGGUUUGUCCGAACGUCGUUUAUAUCCCUUUACUCACAAAUUGGUGAUGUAAUUAGUGCACAUAAGAUGUUUGAUGAGAUUUCUCAACCGUGUAUUGUUUCAUGUAAUGCGAUGCUUGAUGCUUUUGGCAAAUGCGGCGAAAUGGAGUCAGCAAAUUCAAUCUUUUUAAGCAUGUCUGAAAGAGAUGUUUACUCCUGGACUAGUAUUAUCAACAGUUAUGCACGUAAUGAACGCUUUGAGGCGGCCGUUAGCUUUUUCAAGAAAAUGAUGACUGAUGACGAUGUUAGUCGUGGUCUUUUCAGGCCGAACGAGGCAACUUUUGUAAGUGUUCUCUCUUCUUGUGCGAACAUGGAUGAUGGCUUUGCUUUAAAACAGGGAAAGCAAAUUCAUGGAUACAUGAUUAGGAGUGAGAAGGAAUUGAGUGUUAAUAUUGGAACGGCACUAAUAGCAUUUUAUGGGAAAAUGGGAUGCUUAGAUUUUGCGUUUAAAGUGUUUGAUGCUAUGAGUAUCAGAGAAGUUUGUGCUUGGAAUGCUAUGAUAUGUUCACUGGCUUCAAAUGGCAGGGAAAGUCAUGCGUUAGAUAUGUUUGAGAUGAUGAAGAGCCUGGGACUGCGUCCAAAUGAAGUUACUUAUGUGGGUGUCCUAUCAGCUUGUGCUCGGAAAAAGCUAGUAGAUUUGGGUUUGGAUUUGUUUCGAUCAAUGGCGCCUGAUUUUUCCAUUACACCCAGAAUGGAACAUUAUGGAUGUGUGGUUGAUCUCUUGGGUAGAGCAGGUCUUUUGAGAGAGGCGUAUGAAUUUGUGGCGACUAUGCCUUUUAAGGCCGAUGCCUCUGUCUUGGGUGCUCUUUUGGGUGCUUGUAGGGUUCAUGGGGAUGUUGAUUUGGGAAAUGAAGUUGGUAGGCAGUUGCUUGAAUUGCAACCUGGUCACUGUGGACGGUAUGUGCUGCUGUCAAGCAUUUAUGCUGGAGCGGGAAUAUGGGACCACGCAGCUACCUUGAGGAAAGUAAUGGCACAUGUCGGGAUUCAGAAAGUUCCGGCUUUUAGUGUGGCUGAUUAA
Molecule: messenger RNA, 1200 nt
Organism: Striga hermonthica
Lineage: Eukaryota; Viridiplantae; Streptophyta; Magnoliopsida; Lamiales; Orobanchaceae
Source: the annotation of a GenBank genome assembly